Molecule: messenger RNA, 414 nt
Organism: Linderina pennispora
Lineage: Eukaryota; Fungi; Kickxellomycota; Kickxellomycetes; Kickxellales; Kickxellaceae
Exons: 1
Coding region: 1-414 (137 amino acids)
Source: RefSeq, a predicted model, not a curated record
AUGUUGCCAAGUAACUACACUUUGUUCUAUUCAACCACGCCUGAGAAUGAAGGAUGCGUUGCGUUCUACGGCGGCUGUUAUGACACCAUCGAUGCAGGAGAAACUUUGCACGAACCACUAUAUAGGGUCUACGUGAAGUAUCCUAAUAUUAUAUUCAGCGCGGUGGAAAAUAUCGUGGACGAUGAUACAACAGUCAUUGCUGGUAUCAUACCGAACCUCAUGACCAAGGAAUACACUGAAGGGAUUGCAAUCGUUGAUAUGCGUACAGAGAAAAGUGCGAGAGUCAUCAUCAAUGGCAAUGUGUUCAAUGUUGAACAGCGUGCUACGCAGCUCGGAUGGAAGUUCAAAGAUCCAGAAGGUAUCAAGUACAAAUGGAACACUCCAAUACAAGGGUGCCAGAUGGGAGCUGACUGA